Messenger RNA from Frankliniella occidentalis (western flower thrips), 951 nucleotides. RefSeq lists its product as uncharacterized. Bases 1 to 882 code for a protein of 293 amino acids. Gene Ontology annotation, biological process: negative regulation of DNA-templated transcription. Gene Ontology annotation, molecular function: DNA binding. The record is from RefSeq and is a predicted model, not a curated record. The transcript is spliced from 8 exons. Lineage: Eukaryota; Metazoa; Arthropoda; Insecta; Thysanoptera; Thripidae.
AUGGGUAUCCGGAAUAUAGCUGCCGAGGGUUCGCUGGAAAGGGACAAUGACUGUACUGUGAACAAUGUAAGCCUACCAGUGUUUAAACCCAGAGGAAGGCCCCCAGCUGAUAAAAAUAAGUUGACUGUUAUUGGGACUCUUAAAAAUGAUCCACCAGAUUGGAAAAAAGGCACAACUCUUCCCCCAGUCAUAAAAAUAAUUGGCAAGUCUAAGGAUCAUAAUCGGACAGUCUUCAGCUAUAAAAAUUAUAGAUAUUUCACCUUUAGAUCUUUUCCUACUAUAGAUUGUGAACAAAUUGCAGAGUCCAGUAAUGAAUAUAAAAAAACUAAUCAAAGAAAGGGCUCUCCCAAGACAUCAAAAGUAGUGAACAAGAAGAAAAGUAUUAAAAAAUCUAUUAACUUUGACAAUGAAAUUAUUAAUAAUGUUAGCGAUAAGGUUUUCAAACAUCUUAAGAAAACUGAGAGACUCCCAGUAGACCAAACUGGCAAGAUUGACUUGGGCUACGGCAUAUCUGUACCUGAUGAAAGUUUCCGUAAAAACUUCAAAGAUAACCGCCUUGACAUGGACAAGGCGGCCAAGAAUAUGACGUCUAUGGUUUGGUCAAGAUCAGAAAGGUUGAGCCGAAGCCUUGAGGGCCAAGGCACCAACCGAUUCAAGGACUCAACACCUAAACAACCUGCCACACCUGCAAAAGUUCAGGUUAUUCUUGGAUGUCUGAAAGGCCACAUGCUGAAGGAAGGAGACACUGAGGGUCCUAGAAUGGCUUCCUCAUUCAAAUCAUGUGCUAAAGCUAUUGGCGACAAAUUCGCUCAAGAUGCGUACAACAAGAAACGAGAAGAAGCUCGUGCUGCAAAGGCAGCUGCUGAAGCAGCCAAUGCUUGAAGAUUAAGUUUACCUUCUUAAUCAGCUACUAGCCACUAAGGCAUUUAUUUUCCUUUUCUUGACGGUGUU